UGUAGAUUCACAUUUUAUGAAUUUUAUUUAUUAGAUAUGUCAAAUUUACAUCAAAUGAUUUUAAUUUAGGAUCAAUAAUAUUACAACGUUCAUAAAAAAACACAGAACAAAUCAAUCAAAAUUACACAAUGACUUGGAUUCUGUUUUUAUUUCUUCCGUUAUUCUUUCCGUUUCCGGUAAGAGGUUUACAAAUUCGAGAGAAAAUACAAGCAGCAGAGAAGAUCUGCAGCGCCUACGGAUAUCAAGUUUUGGAAGCAAAGUUUGGACAGGAAAAUCAUUUGCUCUGUUUAAAGUUACAGGCUAUCGGAUCAUCUCACUUAGCAUCAAAUUCUUCAGCGUUAUUCUUAGACCCUGAAUCAAAAAACACUACCAAAGGCUUUCGCCUGGCAGACGUCACUAUGGCAUUCGGUUUCCCAGUAGAAAACCCGUCGUCCGGCUCAGCUGAGGGUUACGUUGGCGACGAUCAUAACUUUUACGGAGUGCUUCAUUUGGGUAACCGAACUCUUCACGCUGAUCCCUAUGGCAAAGACGAUCCGAAUAAUUUUUUCGGUUUUCUGGAAAACGAUAACAUGGCUGCACCUCAGCGAUCUCGUUUUUACCAUCUCCCCUACUUCCCGUAUCGCAUAGAGCAGCGUAAGCACCAGCCAGGAGUCGCAAGCGCACGCAUCUGUGACUUGCUUCUGCUGGCUGAUAAGGAGUUCUUUGUAAAAGAUGCAAAUUCCAGCCUCAAGCAGGUCGUUCGAAGAAUGAUGCACGCAGUUGCACAAGCAGACAUUAUAUUCAGAAACGCUGAUUUCAACGAAGACGGCAUACCGGAUAACAUUGGUUUCUCUGUAAAAUAUAUCCUUGUCCUCACAUCCGAUGAGACCAAUAAACGGGUCUUCGGAGACUUGGCAAAAGAUUGCGCAGUAGAUGGAAGAAAUUACCUCAUGCGCUUCGCAAGAUUGAGGCGUCUGUCUGAGGUCUGUCUCGGUGUCGCAUUCUCUGGACAUGCUUUUCAUAAUAGAACACUCGGAUUAAGCUUCACGUCUCUGGGCGGCGGCCUGGGCGGCGCCGCGGGCGGGCUGUGCGACCGGCGCGCGUUCGGCCGCUCGUUCAACACUCUCGCGCUCGCGCACGCGACCGUCGAACUCAACCAGCGCGUUCCUGAGAGGAUCUCGGCUCUCACGUUAGCGCAUGAAAUAGGUCAUAGUUUCGGUGCCCAUCACGACGAUCGUUUUCCCAACCCGGAAUGCCAAGGAUACAUCAUGGGCUCGCAAUCGACGCCGUCCUCCAACCACCACUUCGAAUUCUCACUUUGCAGCAAACGACUCAUAGCAGCCACCUUAAGUAGUAUGAGUUACUGUUUGUCCGAAAUCGAUAAGCCUUUUUGUGGUAACGGUGUGGUGGAAAAUGGAGAAGCCUGUGAUUGUGGUCUGCCUUCCCACUGUAUGUUUAAAGAUCCAUGUUGCACUCCUCGUGCGGGAGGUGCUCUCGCAUUUGAAGGAGGGGCAUUACACAAAGAAGGUUGCUCUGUAGCGCCUACAGCAGCCUGCCACCCCUCUCAGGGUCUCUGCUGUACCGCGAAUUGUGAAUACGCUAACCUUACCGCGGGCGGAAUCGAAUGUCCAACGCUAGAAAGGCAAUGCACCUGCGCGCACGUGUCGUCCGACUGCCGCUGCGGUCUGGGGGGGCGGUGCUUGGAAGAUAGAACGUGUCACGCGGCUGACUGCGCCAUUUUAGGUCUGAGAGAGUGCAGCUGCGAGAGGAAUGGACCGGGGGGUGCAUUGAGAAAAGCAAAAAUGUGCGGUGUAUGUUGUCAAAUAGAUGAAGAUGGCAGAAGCCGUUGCGUUGGCGUAGAGUUCGCUGCCAAAAUGGUCAUGGCUUCAACUGAACUGCCAGAGGACUGGCCUGAUGAGGAUUAUAGAGGACCUAAUAAGACUCUCAGACUCUGUGGUAAUAGAAAGUGCAGAAAUGUCCAAAUACGCGCUUGGUCUCCCGGAGACGCGUGUGUUUCAAUGAACGUAGUGGGCAUGUGUUCACCGCGAGGUUUGUGCAAGAUGGUCGUCAUAGCACCCACUUCGAACAUUUACCCGGAUGUAAUGGUGAGUAUAUAG
Molecule: messenger RNA, 2096 nt
Organism: Vanessa tameamea
Lineage: Eukaryota; Metazoa; Arthropoda; Insecta; Lepidoptera; Nymphalidae
Product: disintegrin and metalloproteinase domain-containing protein 10-like
Exons: 13
Coding region: 129-2096 (655 amino acids)
Biological process (GO): membrane protein ectodomain proteolysis; Notch signaling pathway
Cellular component (GO): plasma membrane
Molecular function (GO): metalloendopeptidase activity
Source: RefSeq, a predicted model, not a curated record